AUGUCGGUGAGGGUUUUCGGUGUUAGUACUCUGACGAUCAGCACAAUGAUUAAAAAUCCAAAUGAAUGUAUCAAGAUUCUAAUUACAGUUAGCAUCGGAAUCGUGUUUGGCUUCUUCAUAGGAUUGUCGAUUCCAUCACUUCAAUCGACCAAGAUAAAUAUCGCCAUCGAUAACAAAGCCGCUAUCGACUCUACUCGGAACCAACUUUACAAUUACCGAACGAUUCCGAUUUCGAUUUACCAGAUUUGGACCCCUUCAAAUCCAAGAGGCGCAGAAAGGUUGCCUCGGGGAAUAGUUGUCCCGGAAUCGGACUUAUACCUCCGUAGAUUGUGGGGCCUACCUAGCGACGAUUUGCCAAGGAAACCAAAUUAUCUUGUCACUUUUACUGUUGGUUAUGACCAAAGGAACAACAUUGACAUGGCAGUGAAAAAAUUUCCAGACAGUUUUACGAUUCUCUUGUUUCAUUACGACGGACGAACGAACGAAUGGGAUGAGUUUGAGUGGUCCAAGAGAGCCAUUCAUAUUAGUGCUACAAAACAAACCAAAUGGUGGUAUGCUAAAAGGUUUCUGCAUCCGGACAUUGUUGCCCCUUACGACUACAUAUUCGUUUGGGAUGAAGACCUCGGCGUCGAGCAUUUUAAUGCAGAAGAAUAUAUUACGCUUGUGAGGAAGUACGGUUUAGAAAUUUCGCAACCUGCUAUCAAACCGAACAAGAUAGCACCUUGGAAGAUGACAAAAAGGCGAAACAAUAGUGAGGUCCACAAGGAGACAAAGGAGAGGCCUGGCGUUUGCUCGGAUCCCCAUUUGCCUCCGUGUGCAGCGUUUGUAGAAAUAAUGGCUCCCGUCUUUUCUCGAGAUGCAUGGCGAUGCGUGUGGCAUAUGAUUCAGAAUGACUUGGUCCAUGGAUGGGGACUCGACUUUGCCCUCCACAAAUGUGUCGACCCUGCUCAUGAAAAAAUAGGAGUUGUGGAUGCACAAUGGAUCGUUCAUCAAACUGUUCCUUCGUUACGCAACCAGGUAAAUUAGCCUCGAUCUUUUCGGUAAAUAUUAUGUAUCGUGAAAUAUUUAAAUAGACGAAUACAUAUCAACUUUCGCCUAAUCCUUUCACGGGGGACAGGGGCAAAGCAGAGAACGGGAGUUUCUCCGUGGC
Molecule: messenger RNA, 1150 nt
Organism: Erythranthe guttata (spotted monkey flower)
Lineage: Eukaryota; Viridiplantae; Streptophyta; Magnoliopsida; Lamiales; Phrymaceae
Source: RefSeq, a predicted model, not a curated record